Myxocyprinus asiaticus (Chinese sucker) is the source of this 4461-nucleotide messenger RNA. RefSeq names its product follistatin-related protein 5-like. Lineage: Eukaryota; Metazoa; Chordata; Actinopteri; Cypriniformes; Catostomidae. The coding region runs from base 268 to 2814 and encodes 848 amino acids. The transcript is spliced from 16 exons. The record is from RefSeq and is a predicted model, not a curated record. Gene Ontology annotation, biological process: regulation of BMP signaling pathway; cell differentiation; multicellular organism development. Gene Ontology annotation, molecular function: protein binding; calcium ion binding.
GCGAGGUGAAGCUGCUUUGGAGCUGUCCUCUCCAGCGGAGGUGCUGAAACGAGGAUUUUCACGUCAACCGACAGUGAACAUAUUCAGAAAGCAAUGCACAAACUGGGCUGCUAACUUUGUCAAAGGAUUGCUACUCCGAGGACGUUGUAUAACCAAAAGCGGGAUUGGAUUUACUUUGCACCAGUAAACAGUGUUGCUCGAAUUUUAAAACCUCAUUCGUGAAUCCCUUUCUGGAUCACUUGUAGUUGGAUACGCAGGAGGGUACUCAUGAGAGACUCAAGUAGAUGGUGGGCAGCUGUCCUGCUCUUGGGGUCAGCUCUGAUUGCGGAGGCACGUCCUGGCAAGGAAGGAUAUACCCCGUUGGCUUAUCGACCUCUCGUCAGAUUCCGUCACAAGCAGGACGGGAUCUCGGAGAGUUUACGGAUGAAGGGGUUCUUUGGUCAGAAUGGCUUCUAUGGACCCUGUGAACAUAAGUACUGUGGUUUGGGGAAGCACUGUGUGGUUGACAGAGAAACGGGUGAAGGAGAAUGCCAAUGUCUGGAACGCUGCAAACCACAUUACAGACCUGUGUGCGGAUCUGAUGGCAAACUCUACCAGAACCAUUGUGAACUUCACAGAGCAUCCUGCGUGGCCCAUCAGAGAAUAACCAUCAUGCACAGUGAGGAGUGUUUCUACAAAGAUGAUAACUGUCAUCUGGGAGAUUAUAAAAAAUUGAAGACCAAGAUGUUGGACUUACAUGCUCAGAGGUACUUGACCCCCAGUAACCAUAGCAGCCAUGAGAAAGAUAUGGCCACGAGGAAGCAUCUGGUCGACAUGAUGUUCAAGCGCUUUGACGCAGAUGGUAAUGGAAGAGUUGACAGCAGUGAGCUCUCACAGGUCAUCAAGCAGGAAGAUUUGAGUAGGACGGCAUCAGAGUGCACUCUGUUUGACCUGUUUAAAUACAACGACGUCAACGACGACGAACACCUAACUAAAGAUGAGUACUACGCAGCUUUUGAGGUCUAUCAGCUCAGCCUUCCUGAAGACCAGAAGCUGAGUGUCACCACGGUAACAGUGGGUCAGAGCGCCGUGCUCACAUGUGCCAUCACAGGUAACCAGCGGCCGCCAAUCAUCUGGAGACGUAACAACCAUGCCCUCAACAUGCUGGAGCUAGAGGAUAUUAACGAUUUUGGAGAUGAUGGAUCCCUAUACAUCACCAAGGUCACCACCACACACAUGGGCAACUAUACUUGUCAUGCAGAUGGUUACGUGCAGCUUUUCCAGAUGCAUACCCUGCAAGUUAAUGUACCCCCUGUUAUCCGGGUUUACCCAGAGAGUCAGGCACGUGAGCCAGGGGUCACAGCCAGUCUGCGGUGUUAUGCUGAGGGCAUCCCUGACCCACAGCUCUCAUGGUUGAAGAACGGAAUGGACAUCACCACAAAACUCUCCAAACAACUCACACUUCAGGCUAAUGGAAGUGAGGUGCACAUAAGUAAUGUUCACUUUGAAGACACCGGGGCCUACACCUGCAUUGCCCGUAAUGAGGCUGGUGUGGACGAGGACAUCUCCUCUCUGUUUGUGGAGGACUCCGCUAGGAAAACACUGGCAAACAUCCUGUGGCGAGAGGAAGGUCUGGGGAUUGGAAACAUGUUUUAUGUGUUUUAUGAGGACGGUAUUAAAGUCAUCCAACCAGUGGCCUGUGAGAUUCAGAGACACAUCAAACCCAGCGAAAAGCUUCUUGGCCUGCAGGAGGAGGUCUGUCCACAAGUUGAGGGGGAGAAAGAUCAGAAAUGUUUGUGGACAUCAGCAGUCAACGUGAAGGACAAGUUCAUUUACGCCACUCAACCUUUGCUGAACAGGUUGCUCAUUGUAGACAUCCAGUCCCAGAAGGCUGUGCAGACUGUAAGCACGGACUGGGUUCCAGUGAAGCUGCACUAUGACAAGUCUAAUGACCAGGUGUGGAUUCUGAGCUGGGGAGAUCUCAAGAAAAAUUUGCCAACUCUCCAGGUGAUCAGCCAGGCCAGUGGAAGCACAUCUCACCACACCAUCCACACUCAACCAGUUGGCCAUCGCUUCGACAGGGUGGAGGAUUUCUUCAUUCCACCUAUCAGCCUCACCAUCAAUCACAUUAGGUUUGGUAUCAUCCUCCACAAGAACGAACCAGCUCUUCAUAAGAUCGACUUGGAAACCACUUGCUACGUGAAGAACAUCAGUCUGAAGGAAUACGAUUGCAUCCCACAAUCCCUCGCCUACACACACUUGGGUGGAUACUACUUUGUCAACUGUCGGCCAGACUCUACAGGCGCGGUACGGCCACAAUUAAUCAUCGAUAGUGUAACGGACAAUGUAAUUGGUCCAAAUGGGGAUGUGAGCGGUACACCCUAUGUAUCUCCAGAUGGCCACUAUUUGGUGAGUGUGGAUGACCGUGACGGGCUAAUGCGCUUGCAGCCCGUGUCCGUGCGGGGCGAGAUUGGCCAACCCUUUGACAUUCACACCAACCUGCACCUGUCCGAUCUGGCCUUCAUGCCCUCGUUCACUGAGGCUAACCAGUAUAAUGUGUUUGGCAGCUCUGGCCAGCAGACUGAUGCUCUUUUUGUGGAGCUCAGCACCGGUAAUGUCAAGAUGAUCAAGAGUCUGAAGCAGCCCACAGCGCCGGCACAGUGGCCUUGGAACCGGCAGAACAGAGUCAUCACCGGCAGUGGGCUGUUCGGACAAUAUCUCAUGACCCCGUCCCAGAGCUCACUGUUUAUACUGGAUGGUCGACUGGAUAAGCUCAAUUGUGAGAUCACUGAUGUUCCCCUGGGAAAUACUGUGGUGUGGGUGGGGGAGCCGUAAGCUAUCUGAAAGGGACUUGAGAGCGAAACCAACAAACAAACUGGUAUAGUUGGACUGAAUUUGGUCUAUGUUUAAUUGAUUGAGAAAAAAAACAUCUCAAAGUUUGAAACAAAUAACAAAAUUGAAUGUUCAAAAACCUUUAUUGGAAAAGUGAACUUCAUCCAAACAAUUAAUGGGAAAUGUUUAUUUUGCAUAAGCUAGCCAGGUUUUCGACAAACAGCUAAUAAGUAUUUUCUCCAAAAACAUUAGGUGGGGUCAAGCUAGCACUGGUAUCUUUAAUUAAGGAAUUUUGCAAGAAUCACUUAGUUUGAAGAAAUUCUGAAUGGAUGAAUGUUUAUUCAUAAAAACAAUUGUUUAAUGCAAUUUUUGAAAAGUAAUAUUUCCUAAUUUCCCAACUAACACUUAAAAUACACAAACAAAAUGCAUUCUGCCCACUUUUUCCCAGUGCCUUGAAGGAAUACUCACUAAAAAAAGAAAAGUAAAAGUAAUGAUUUCCGUUGAGCCUAUGGAUUAAACCCUCCUUGGCUUUUUCACAUGCAGAGUGAAAACAAGAGCUACACUUAAAUUUCACCUGUUUAUACCUUCAGAACCUGAGGCAUAUCUGGCAUAUUAACUGCGCCUUGCUGGGAAACUGUCACUUACUGUGGAGAUUGAGACGUCCGUAAUGAUCUGUUCAAUAAAUUUAAAUUUGAUGAAAAGUUUGGGUGUAAGAAUGACGACAAUGGCAAAUUUGUAAAUUCUUUGUCCCAAACCACUUAAAAUGUUGAAUUGAAACCUAUCUGACUGACUUAAAAGACUAACACUUGGAAAAGUGGAUCAGUGAAAACAAUUCUAUUACACAAUAUAAAACGAUACAACAUAGGGAGAGUUACGAUCCUAUUUAAUCUUAGUAAGAAAGAUUGUAGAGUGGGCACAUAAAGAAGUUUUAGUUGACUCAUAAGAGUCUGCUUUCAGUACUGGUGCGUCACGUGGUGUGAUGUUAGACUUAAUUUAUGCAUUGCAAGGGUUAUAUACAGUAGCUUGGGAAUAUUUAUUUGAAAGUUUUCAAUGAGAGUCACAAUGCUACAUGAGCACGAACAAAGGAAACUUUUAGUGUCUAGGAAGCACAAAUGUGCUCACAAUGUUGAAUUAUUUCCUCAGUGGACAGAGUCUAUGCAUUUUCAUUGAUACUCCAGCUAAAUAGGCUGCAUGGACUGAGCUUUUUUCCCCUAAAACAUAUUUUAUGUUAUUUUUCAUGUUUUAGUUGAUAGAUUUUGUAUGUUUUGUUGACAUACUUAUUGCACAGUCUUUUAAGCUUUUUAUUGACUGUAUUUUUCUUAGCCCUGAGUAACCAUGACCGUUUUGAUUUUUAGUGAGUUUAACUUGUGUUCUGUAAAUAGCUAAUUUGUCUACACUCAACUACAAUAUAUUAUCUAGUGUCAGUCUUCUUCAAAUGGUUCAGUUUGAUUUUUCCCCCUUAAUUAUUUUAAAGAUAACAAGAACUGCACUGUCUUUGUUCCACAAAUGACCAAGAACAUUGUGAUGUCACAUCCAGACAUUUCAUUAGUUCCAUGUAGCCAUGUAUGUUGAUUCCCGUGGUUGUUAUUUAUGUAGAGAAACAUGCUUGACAUUAUGGCAUUUAAAUAAAGCCUAUAACUUUGAAACAAA